AUGGCGGGGCCCGCCGCGGGGGUGCUCGUGCUUGCGCUGCUGCAGGCCGCUGGCGCCCUGGGCCUCCACGCGGCGAAGGAGCAGGGGCUCAAGCACGUGAAGAAACAUGGGCACCGCCGGAUGUCGUACGGCCGGCUGUACCGCCACGAGGGGUGCGCGCCGCUGGCCAACAAGGGCACCCACUUCACGAUCGACGUGGAUGUGGGCACCCCAGGCCAGCGCUUCUCCGUGGUGGCGGACACGGGCAGCAACACGCUCAUCGUCCCUUCGUGCGUGUGCCAGGAGAGGGGCCAGUGUCCAGCGGACGACGGCUCCGAGCACUGCUUCACCGGUACCAACAGGUCCUCGUCUUUCCAGGUCGAGAGGGACGCGAAUGGGCCCACCAGCCUGGUGCUCACCUUCGGCAGCGGCCAGAUCAAGGGCAUCGUCGCGAAGGAGCGCGUGAAGGUGGGCCAGGUCGAGGCGUUCUUGGACGACGGGCUGCUCCUCAUGACCGACCGGGCCCUGAACAUCCAGGGCGCCUUCGAGGGCAUCCUCGGGCUGGGUGUGCCGCAGGCCCCCGAGGAUCCGCAGAAGCAGCAGGCGGAAGCUGCCGAGGCCGCGGCCAAGGCCGGCGGUGAGCAGCCAUCGGGAGAUGUCCAGCAGAUGCCCGCGAAUAUGCAGGACAUCAUCCAGAAGAUCAUGGGCCAGAUGCAGAGCGGCCAGCUGCCCGCCCCGCAGCCGGGCCAGACGGCGCACGGCCAGAUCGUGGAGGCUCAGCCCGGCCAGCAGCCGCAGGUCAUCGAGAUUCCGAUGCCGCAGGGCGGCCAGGACAUGUCGCCCGAGGAGUACAUGCGGAGAAUCGUUGGGGCCAUGAACAUCAGUGGCGGCGGUGGCAUGAUGACCGCCAGCAUCGGCCACGCGCUGGUGGCGUCGGCGGGCUCGCUGGCGCAGGCGGCGGCCCGGGGCACGUUCGAAGGGUUGAACCCGCUGGAGGACAUGGUGAGGAAGAUCAUGUCUGGCCAAGGUGGCGCCGCCCCGAUGAGCGCCGCACCUCCGACGAGGGCCUACCCGAAGGGCUUCCUCGAGCAGGCGAAGGUCGACCGCUUCUCGGUCUGCUUCAACGACGGCUCCAGCGGCGUCCUGAGCCUCGGCGGGGAGAUGCCCAAGGCCUCUCACGGCGGCAUCGGCAAGCAACACUGGGGCGUGGACUUUCGCGGCAUCUCGGUGGGCAAUGAGACCUUGCCGUCCCAGGCGCUGUUCUGCACGCCCGAGACCACGAAUAUGACGGAGGAGCAGAAGACCCCUUGCGGCGCUAUCCCCGACUCCGGCACCACCACGAUCAUGGGCCCGGCGGACCAGGUGCUCAAGCUGAUGGAGGGCAUCUGCGACGGCUGGGACCGUUGCAGGAAGAAUUACACCGCCAUGGUGGAGGCGACCACAGCCGCGGAGAACGACAUGAGGAAGAUCUACGGCUUCAACCCGUUCAACCUCAAGAACGCCAUCAAGAAGACCGACAUCCUGCAGGCCGUGCUGGCGGACUGCGAGACGUGGAUGGACGACAAGGUUGGCCUCAAGGAGCUGCCCCCCCUGCACUUCCACGUGCAGGGCAGCAACGGCACCAAGCAGACGCUGACGAUCCCCGGCCACCUGUACAUCAUGGAGACGCCCAGAAGUUUGCUGCAGCAGCAGGCGAACCACGUGUCGGGGGCGCCGCAGCAGCCCACGUACUUGCAGCUCGACAAGACCUCGAUCAACGCCAGCGCCCUCGACAGCAUCCCGAUCGGGGCGCUGAACUCCGGGACCGGCAGCCAGGAGAACAUGACGGGCAAGGUGUGCGCCCCCGCCUUCGGGGAGAUGCAGUACCAGACGAGAGCCAACGGCCCCGUCUGGAUCAUCGGCACGCCCCUGUUCUACCAGUACGUCGUCGGCUACGACGUCAGCACAGACCCACCCUCCAUCGCUUUCUCCGACCAGGGCGAGACCCCCUGCGGCGGCUGCGACCCCACGGUGCAGCUGUGGGCCAGCCCCUCCGCCGACCUCGAGGACGGACGAGGACUGGGAGGAGGAUCUGCUCGAGAAGAAGGAGGCCCACAGGCCCAUCCGUGUCGACGCCAUGCCGAGGACGAUGCCGCGCAUCGACACCUCGCAGCCGCUCUGAGGGGGGCUCUGCGCGCCGCUCCCGUCGCCGCGGGGCAGCGAGCGCACGGCGAGGGGGGGGAGGGCGCGCCGACCUCCUUGGGCCAGCAGCGGCCGCGACCUGCGGCCUCCGGGAGCCGAGGCCGCAGCGGCCUCGUCCCCCGAGGGGAGGAGGAUUGGCAGCGGUCGGAAACCGUGCCCUGA
Messenger RNA from Prorocentrum cordatum, 2322 nucleotides. The record is from the annotation of a GenBank genome assembly. Lineage: Eukaryota; Dinophyceae; Prorocentrales; Prorocentraceae.